This is a messenger RNA of Gaeumannomyces tritici R3-111a-1, 2368 nucleotides long. RefSeq lists its product as hypothetical. Bases 94 to 1935 code for a protein of 613 amino acids. The record is from RefSeq and is a predicted model, not a curated record. Gene Ontology annotation, cellular component: mitochondrion. Gene Ontology annotation, molecular function: ATP binding; nucleic acid binding. Lineage: Eukaryota; Fungi; Ascomycota; Sordariomycetes; Magnaporthales; Magnaporthaceae. The transcript has a single exon.
AUUCUAUCGCAUCCGGGGCUCGACUGGACGCCUCUUUGUGAGAAUCGGAGGUAGGCUCCCUUGCUAGCCCUUUCCCAUCCAUAUUUCUUCGCCAUGUUGCGCUCUUCCAUUCGUCCUCGUCUUUUUCCAUUCUCUCUCUUGUCAACUCCCACGAACUCAUCGCUACUCUCUCCACGUAACUUCCUCAGCAUCGCCAUCAUGGAGAACGACAACCCCAACAGACGUCCCAGGAAUAACCGCCGCAAGCGGCCUGCGGCUUCCAGCACGCCCGAUUCCCAGUCGGAGCGUCAGUCGCAGCGGUCGCGCGGUUUCAAUCAGCGCGGGCCGCAGCAUGGAGGUGGCCAAACCGCCGCCAUGUCGACCGCGGCGGCGGCGGCGGCUGAGCCUGUCGUCUCGUCUCCUGCCUUGACGCCUGCCCCCGCCGGUGACAGUGACGCCCCGCGCUUCGCCGACCUCGCCGAGGACAAGCUCAUCGACCGCGUCAUCCUCGACACCAUCACCCAAGACCUCAAGUUCGACCGCAUGACGCCCGUCCAAGCCGCCACCAUUCGCCACCUGGUGACAGACCGCGGUGACGUGCUGGCCCAGGCCAAGACGGGCACCGGCAAGACCAUCGCAUUCCUCCUCCCUGCCAUCCAGGCCCUCCUGCGCCGCGAUCGCUCUCGCGGAAACGCUAUCUCGCUUCUUGUCAUCUCGCCGACCCGAGAGCUCGCCCUGCAGAUUGCCAAGGAGGCCGAGAUGCUGCUGCAGCGCAUGCCCUCCAUCAAAGUGGCAACCGCCAUCGGCGGCACCAACAAGAACGCUGAGGAGAAGCGGAUUCUCAGAGGCUGCCAGAUCCUUAUCGGCACCCCAGGACGCAUCUUCGACCACUUGACCACCGACGGCAAGAAUAGCGAAAUCCGCGCCAUGCUGCAGGGUCUGGACACGCUGGUUCUGGACGAGGCGGAUCGGCUGCUGGACAUGGGCUUCCUGCCGUCUCUCAAGCAGAUCGUCUCUUGCCUGCCGCCCAGAGACAAGGUCCCCCGCCAGGGCAUGCUGUUCUCAGCCACCAUGGCAGACCAUGUGGCCAAGGUGGCCAAUAUCGCGCUUGCCCCGGGCUACAAGUUCAUCUCGACCAUUGCCGCCGGCGAGAAAAACACGCACGAUCGCGUGCCCCAGCACCUCGUAGUCGUCCCAACCUUCUCCGACAUGGCCGUCGGCCUGGCCGGGGCCAUCCGCCACGAGCUCGACCAGGCGCCCGACAAGGGUGCUUUCAAGGCCAUAGUGUUCGCGCCCACUGCCGGUCUGGUUGACUUCUAUGCAACCGUGCUCGGGAAGCUCCCGAGUCUUCCUGCCGUGUCGACGCUGCACUCGCGCAUGUCGCAGCCCAAGCGCACCAGCGUGACCGACGAUUUCCGCAAGGCCGCGUCGGGCAUCAUGAUCGCGACCGAUGUCAUCGCGCGCGGCAUGGACUUCCCCGCCGUUUCCAACGUCUUCCAAGCCGGCAUCCCCGCGGACAAGGAGUCGUACAUCCACCGCCUGGGCCGCACGGCGCGGGCGGGUGCCGAGGGCCGCGGCACGCUCAUUGUCACGUCGUACGAGGAGUACUUCCCGCGCCGCGUCAUGAAGGACAUCACCUUUGUCAACCAGGAGGCCGACAUGUCGUCGCGCGCCGACGUCACCCAGGUCACCGAUCAGCUCGAGGACGCCCAGAAGACCAAGACGUACCAGGCCUGGCUGGGCUUCUACAGGCCGUUUGUCAAGGCCCUGGGCUGGAACGACAUCCGCCUCGUGCAGGAGGCCAAUAUCUUCGCCCGCGACGGCCUCGGCGCCCCUGAAACGCCUGGCCUGGCCAAGUCUACGAUUGGGAAGAUGGGGCUCAAGGGAGUCCCGGGCCUCAGGGCCGUUCCCGACCCGCCCAGGACGCACCAGGGCGGCAGGGGUAGGCAGGGGUAGGGUGUGCCGUGCGCUGGUGCUUUUGGUGGACACCUAUCGCCGCCUGGUUCUUCUUUGCACGGCCUUUUAUCUAUUUGCGACGGGUAUAUUCGAUAGACCUUUCUUGCGAUGGUCUUUGUACUGUAUUGGUCGAGUCUAUGAUGGUUUCUUUACGACUCUAGCUCUCUCAUGGCAGCCCGCUGUAGGGUUUGCGGUUUCAUGAUACCCUGGAUCAUAGACUGGAGGCGGCACUUUAAAAGGUUUAGAAUAGAAUGAUGCUGGGCAGGUGUGGUUUGUUAAUCUAUUUGUUGUUCUCCAGCAUCUCCCUAUCCUCCGGUCAGUGGUCGUCUGUGUUACAACUGUAGUCGCCAUCUUGUCCUCACAUAUACCAGUUUCCUGGCUUGUUGAUGCCAGACUACACAUAGCGUGGUCAAUAUGCAUAAUGUGGCUUGGG